AUGGCUCAAACAAAAGUAUAUUUUGAUGUCGAGCAAUUAGUGGACUAUAUCCAAAACAUCGCGAUGGACCCCGAGAUGCGCCUCGCCUUUGUCGCCGAAUAUGUGAGAAGCAUCAAAGAUUUACAUGGUAAGAACGUGCAGGAAUGCGAGAAGGCGGUUUCCAUCCUCUUCAACUGUUUAGAAAGCUAUGACGUGAUGAAAAGCUCCAACGUGGAUACCAUUGUGGAGCUGACGGUGCUGGAUAUUCUGUUUAGUCUUGAUCUCUCCGUGAUUCAGAUUUCCCUCUGCGAUUCCUACCUCGGGCUGUGUUUGGGCUUGGUUUCCGACCUGACCGUCGCCGCGGCGGCCGCGAAGACCUUUGGCGCGGCGCUGAACUUCAAAAUCUCGAACGAUUUCAUCCAAACGCAGGUGGAGGAAGCCCUGAAGGCGAUCCACCUGUCGAUCCGCCAGUCGAAGCCCAAGCAGGUCUGCAGCAUCCUCGCGCUGACCGAGGCCGCCCUGAAAUACCCCGUCGUGAUUCUCCCCAGGCUGGACGAGAUCCUCCGCCGGCUCUGGGAGUGUUUGGCGCAUCACGAUAAGGAGAUUCGCUCGCACGCGGAGGGGCUUUUUCACCACGCGACGAAGCUCCUGGCGAACCGCCCGCCCUCCGCCCGGGAGGAGGUUUACAUGGAGCUCAUCUAUACACUGAAAAAGAAGCUGGGGUCGAAAUACUACGAGGACAAAAUCGCCGGCCUGCUGGCCUUCGAGCCGAUUGUGACGAACACGGCGGCGGGAAAUCGGGCGCUGCGGUAUGAGGAUCUCUCCCUCAUGCUUUUGCCGUACAUCAUCGGAAGGGAUAACCCGUUCUUUAAGAUCGAAGAACUUCUCAAAUUGGUCUUUCGCUGUUUGGUGGUGCUCUGCCGCUUCAACAAGAGUCUCUUCGUGGCGAACCAUAUAAAAGGCACGGUCAAGUUCGCCCUGCACGCCGUGAAGAACAAAAUCCAACUCAGCGAGGCGCUUGACAUGCUUACCGAGAUCGUUCUGAUCGUGGGGCGCGAUGAGUUCGCGAUCUUUUCCAAGGAGACCUGCGACGUCAUCUGCGAUGUCCUCCAGGAGUCCAACACGCCUUGUUGGGAAGCGCUGAAAUGCUUUUCGGUAAUUUGUAAAACUAGUGCACCGAUUUGUUUGGAGAACUACGUAGAUUUGUGUAUAGAAAAAUCCUUUAGAUGGGGGUUUUCACCGCAGUUAAUUGAGUGCAUGCGGGACAUCAUCGCGGCCUCGCGUCCGGAGUACCGCACAAAGCUGGAGGAGUCCCUUUUAGACAUGAUCUCGAUCACGCUUUGUGGAUCCCCAUUCCGUCAUCACUCCACCACCAAAAAUUAUCCCGAGUUCGCGAGCGACGGGGAGCCGUCGGAGACGCAAAUCUCGGUCGCGCUUAACGCGCUCGUGCAGUUCGGCUUCUCCAACUCCGAGCUGAUGAGCGACUUCCUGCGGGACUCGGUGUUGCCGAUGAUUGACAACAAAAGCGUCGAGAUUCGAAACGCCGCGAUCUACACCAUCACCAAACUUCUUAUUCCGUCCGGCGAACGGGUGGACCUGAGCAUUGCGCGGCGGAUCUGCGUGAAUACCGUGAUCUCCCGCAUGCUCACCGUGGCGCUCUCCGACCCUGACCACACCGUACGGUAUGCGAUUAUUCGCGCAUUCACCGAGGAUUUCUAUCCCUAUCUGAACGAGCCGCAGUUUCUUUUUCAACUAUACUCCAUGCUCGGCGACGAGUCGAUCGAUUGCCACGUGGCCGCGGUGGAGCAGCUUUGCCAUAUGAUUAAAUACAACCCGUCCUACAUUCUGCACGUUUUGCGAAACGAAAUGGUGCUCUUUUUGGGCUUCAUCUCCUCCGAGUGCAAUCUGGUGACCGUGCAAAAUGGGCUUCGACUUCUCGCCGCGGUGUCCUCCAAGGCGCCUCAGUUUGUCGUCAACUUCACCGAAUCGAUUUUAGAGAUUUUGGAAACGCAGGUCGCUCUGGGCUCGACUUCGUCCAUGCUUCUACAGCUUUUGGUCUGCUAUACGGAAUUCGCCAAGGCGACGCAUCAGUUCAGCAAGGCCCCGCCCCCCUUCAAAGGGGAAAUCGCGAGGGUGUGUGAGUUGUUUAACUCCCUUCCGUCCGAGCAAAGCCACCACGCGGUCCGUCUGGAGUGUUUACGCUUCCUGAGCGCCACCCUCGGACCUCUUGUGGAUGGGGAAAUCCCGUACAAAACAUUCCCUCGACUCUACCCACUCCUCUCCUCGAUCAUCCGAAGUGCGGAGGAAAAUAUAGAAAUCCGCCUCGAGGCGUUGAAGUGCUUUGGGAUUAUUGGCGCCAUAGACUCGCGCAUCCUGCAAUCCCUCAGCAUUGUUAAUAGCGAAACCCCAUCCUCGGCCUCCAUGGACGUUUUUAGCCAACUCACCCAUCAAAAGUGCUGUCGGGCUGUUCUGCACGCCAUCUCGGUCUUGUGCGACCCGACGAACAAUCGCCCCAUCUCCUCCUCCGUGCACGAACGGCUGCUUCGAAUGAAUAUGCAAACAAUUCUGAAUAUCGCGGACCGCUGCCCAUGCUCGCGCGCGGAAAUGAGCGUCAUCAUCGCCCCCCUUACAAAGGUAAUUUGCGAUCUCAAUAGUGGCCGAAUGCUGGCCUCCAUCAUCUACGAAUACACCAAUAUCAUUAAAUUCAUCGGUGAGUCCGUGUUGAGGCACGCAGAGAACAUCUAUUGCGUCUUUGAGGACGUGUGGAAGAAGCACCCGCCCUAUCGCUUUCUUGUUGUUCGCAUGCUUUCCGUCCUCACGAAAUUCGAGACCUCCGUCAGCGAUAACUACCGCUAUCACCACACCCUCGCGCUGCCGCGAAUCCUCAGCACCCUCGGCCACGUGGACUCGCCGAUGGACCUGAAAUACGCCAUCAUAGAAUACAUUUUACGCCAUAUCGACAUCCUGCAGGGCUCCUGCGAGGCGGUCAUCAGCAAUCUUAUUAGCGUCGUUCAGUGCCCAUACACCUCGCUCGACUUCUGCAAUGCCGCAGUGGCGACGAUGAAGCUGGUUUGCUCCAAACUUUACGUGGAUGCGCUCGUCGGGACGAUUGUCCGAGGCCUUAUUGAGUGCCUCACACAAGAUUUAGCCAGACCAAACCGUAAUGCCGCGUUAUUCACAAACGUGAUGGCGGUUUUCUGCCUUCUUUAUCAAGAUUGGCAGACCGAUUUCGUGAUCUAUGCGGCCUACAUCAUGCAGACGCUGAAAACAUUCAGCGUGGUUCACUCGGAGUUUAGCAGUAUGAACUCUCAAAUCAUUAGUGGGAUGAACUGCGCGAAAAGCGAAAAUCCCUUUCAGACAACAAGCGAGGAGCUCUCCAACUUGUUCCAAAAGUGUGAAUCCGAACUCAUCAAGAGCCUCACACGGCAGGCCGAUGUGUGGAGCUAUUCCAAACUCUCCGAGGAAAAUAAAAACAACCUUAACAACAUGUCCAGCGAUAACGGGAAGGAAAAAACGCUACCGAUCAGCGAGCAGAAGAUACUGGUCUAUUUAAAAACAACUCCCCUUAGCAAAGAGGAUUGGAUGCGGUGCUCCGAGCAGUUCUCCCUGGAUCUUCUUCUUGAGUCCCCCUACCAAGUCUUCCGCUGCAUCACACUCCCCAUCUCCAUCAACGCCCCGCCCUUGACGGACAAAUUCCCGCAAUUCAUGCAGGACGUCCUGCACAUCGCGUUUCGCACGCUGUGGACGUACUCCAGCGCGAAUUUGCGCGUCGCCAUCGUGGACUUUCUACGCCUGACCUCCCGGCAGGCGAUGGUGCCCUCGACGGUGCCCGACGAGGUCGUCGAAUUCCUCCUCGGCCUUGUGGAUUACAUGGAGCACGUCGGGGAGGGGCUGAUGUUGUCCUACACCGACAUCUCCGACUGCGCGUGGUAUCGCGGGAUGUUCGCGCGAUCGCUCUUCUGGCGCGAAGAGGCCUACCGCAUCAACCCUGCCGGGACCGCGGAGUCGCUUAUCGCGCUCUACAGCGAACUCCGCAUGGUGGACUCCUCCGUCGGGAUUCUAAACCACGCCCCCGAGGCCCAGCGCCGGAUUUUUCUCCGCUCGAGCCUCGUGAAGCUCGCGCGCUACGCGGAGGCGCUGGAGCUGAUUGAGCAGGAGAUGGGCGCGACGGCAGACUCCACCACCCCCACAAACUUCAACAACGCCUCGUCCAGCCCGUACCCGGAAUUUAGCUCCCACAACUGCUUAACCCCGCAGCAGUGGAAUCGAACGGAGGAGAACGGGGACUAUUCCCAACUCAUGCACGAGUUCAUCGAGACCGACCACAAACUCAAACUCAAGACCGAGUUCCUGCUCUGCUUGAGCGAGCUCGGUGACUACAACAGAGUCCUCAAGGAGUGGAAUGAGCUCUACAAAAGCUACAGCGAGGGCUCCUACGACGAAGGGGAUUCGUCGAUCCUGACGCGCGUUUCCCAAUACGCCGCGGAUGCCUCGAUCCGGGUGCAGUCGUGGGAUACGCUGAAGUGCGCUCUGGAGUGGAUCCCGCAUGAAAGCGUCCAUCACCACAUCUCCAAGGCGGUGUUGAACAUCGCGUCGAAUAAAUAUGAUGAGGCGAUGACCGCGAUAAAGAAGGGCCGCACGAUACUCCUCGAGUACGUCUCCAGCGCCCUCCAUGAGUCCUACCUUUGCGCCUAUGACUGCUUUGUGGUGGUUCAGGAAUUGACGGAGAUGGAAGAGAGUAUUAUCGCCAAACUAUGGCGGAAAGGGCUAGGCACCUCGGAGCAUAUUGAUACACUGGCAAAGCGCUGGGAUCAGCGAACACGCAUGAUGCGGCCGAGCGCGGCGGUCUGGAAACAGGUGCUUGGGAUUCGUGGCCUCCUGAUCCCGCCCUCGAAAGACAUCCAAAACCGCACACGACUUAUACAACUCUGUCAACAAGAUAAUCUUCGACAGAUGGAAAAGUUCACGCUAGACCAACUUCUAGGCUAUAGCAACCCAACUUACGAGCAAUUGACUAGUCAAACCGCAAAUCCGAUCGUGGUAAUGCACUAUAUAUCCUACCUGGCCUCAAACAACGCCCUGCGGAAGGACACCCCUUAUGGGGAAGAAUCGGACUUAAUCAUGAAGGUCGUGGAUGUGCACACCAAGGCAAGCAACUCGAAACUCAUCGCCCGCGCGUACGCCCGGCUAGGGAAAAUUGUCGGCUUCGACGAGGCGAUUGUCUGCUUUAAGUCCGCCACCUUGUACGAUCCCAAGUGGCAUCUCGCGUGGCGAAUGUGGGCCGAGAUGAGCAGUAAGGUGCUGGAUAUACAGUACAACAACGAGGCCUGCAUCAAUGCCAUCAAAGGCUACAUCCAAAGCAUACAGCUUGGGAAAUCCGACUCGACGUUCCUGCAGGACGUGUUAAAGCUGCUCGCCCUGUGGACCCGGCACUGCGAUGAGGAACAUGGCCUCAACACGCUGGAGAGCUGUGUGAUGGAUAUCUCCACACGGGUCUGGAAAUUGGUCGUCCCGCAGCUCAUCGCGAAGCUCGACUCCGGGAGCGACCGGAGCUGCCAUCUCGUUGCGAAUAUCCUCACCAACGUCGCGUAUGACUACCCGCAGGCGCUGCUGUAUCCACUAAACCUUUGCACCAUGCCAGACUCCGAUCGGCGAAAGAAGUUGGCGAAUGAGAUCAUCAAAAAGCUUCAGGCGCGUUAUCCGGUUAUCGUGCUGCAGGGACGGCUUAUGGCGAACGAACUCAUCCGAAUAUCCUCCCUGAUUUACGAGCAGUGGUACGACAAACUCGAAAGUGCCGCGAAUGCUUUUUUCGGGAUGAACAAUAAGGAAGAAAUGAUUCGCACCCUACUUUCGAUACACGAGACACUCGAGCGCACCCCUGAGACGAUCAUUGAGGCGGAAUUCAUUGCCAAACACAGCAACUGCCUGAAUGAGGCCAAGGAGUGGGUCCAAUCCUACAAGAAGACGCUCAACGUGGCGGACCUUCAUACCGCAUGGAACCUCUACCACAGCGUUUACCGGAUGAUAAACGAGCAAAUCGCGGCGAGCACCUGUCUAAAACUGCCCUUCUGCAGCCCGAAACUGUAUGAGGCGCGGGACUUGGCGAUUGGGCUGCCGGAGCCUCGGCCGCUGCAGGAGGAGCGCUACUUCAACAUCUCCUCCUUCCAGGAGGAAAUCUUGGUGAUUCGGAGCAAACAACGCCCCAAGCGCCUUGUCGUGACGACGGUGGAGGGGCGAACCCAAAAGUACCUCCUGAAAGGCCAGGAGGACCUCCGCCUGGAUGAGCGGGUGAUGCAGUUGUUUGGGCUGGUGAAUGUGCUCCUCCAGUCCGACCCCCGAAGCUGCAAAAACCUCGGAUUCCAAAUCCAGCGCUACUCCGUGACGCCGCUGAAAAACACGGUGGGGCUGAUCGGCUGGGUCGAGGGCUGCGAUACCCUCCACCAGCUCGUCCAGUACUACCGCGAAAAGCGCAACAUCUGCGUUGACCUUGAGCUCCGCAUGCUGGGCCAGAUUAUCACCCCGGACAACCCCAAGGCCUACGACCAUCUGUGCAUGAUGUCCAAGGUGGAGGUGUUGGAGUUCCUCGCGGAUCACACCUCGGGGCAGGACCUCCGCCGCGCGAUGUGGGCCUUCACCCCGAGCUGUGAAACCUGGCUCGACCAGCGCACGAUGUUCACCUCCUCCCUGGCGAAUAUGAGCAUGGUGGGGUACAUCCUCGGGCUGGGGGAUCGCCAUCCGAAUAAUUUGAUGGUCCAGCGCACCUCCGGCCUGGUGAUUCACAUCGACUUCGGGGACUGCUUCGAGGUCGCCAUGACGCGCGACCGGUUUCCCGAAAAGGUCCCGUUUCGCCUGACUCGGAUGCUGCGAAACGCGCUCGAUGUAUCGGGCGUCGAGGGCGUCUUCCGCGCCGACGCGGAGGUCGUCAUGAGCGUCCUGCGGGAGGGCCGGCAGAACGUCCUCGCGCUGCUCGAGGCCUUCAUUCAGGACCCUCUCAUCUCCUGGCGGCUGUUUAACCGCCCGGGGCAGGAGCCGAUCUCCUCGACGGAGCAUAAAACCAUCGAGGAGCAGGUCGCGAUUGGGCGGCUGAAUCGCCUGCUCUCCGUCGCGCAGGAUUCCAUCUCGGAGACGGUGGAAGGGAUGGGGAUCGGCCCCAACACGAUGGGAAUUCACCAUUUAGGCGAGGAGGUGGAUAUCGUCCAUCAAGGGGUUUUUAUGUUCAACCGCGUGAACUCCAAGCUGCGCGGGUUGGAUUCCCUUGCAGGGGGGACGAUGAAGGAGUCGGACGUCCACACCCAGGUCAGUCUGCUGAUCUCGCAAGCAACCAAUAAUGUGAACGUGGCGCAAUCGUGGUCGGGAUGGUACCCAUUUUGGUAA
Phytomonas sp. Hart1 is the source of this 7353-nucleotide messenger RNA. Lineage: Eukaryota; Euglenozoa; Kinetoplastea; Trypanosomatida; Trypanosomatidae. The record is from the annotation of a GenBank genome assembly.